This is a messenger RNA of Gopherus evgoodei (Goodes thornscrub tortoise), 2780 nucleotides long. RefSeq names its product F-box protein 21 (gene FBXO21). Lineage: Eukaryota; Metazoa; Chordata; Testudines; Testudinidae. Gene Ontology annotation, molecular function: protein binding; DNA binding. The transcript is spliced from 12 exons. The record is from RefSeq and is a predicted model, not a curated record. The coding region runs from base 1 to 1800 and encodes 599 amino acids.
AUGGCGGCGGCGGCGGCGGAGGCCGGCGGGAUGGGCCUCACCGACCUGCCCGGGGAGCUGCUGGAGCUGAUCCUGUGCAGCGGGGUCCUGAGCGCCGCCGACAUCGGCCGCGUCUCCUGCACCUGCCGCCGGCUGCGGGAGACGUGCCAGGCCCGCGGCAAGGUCUGGCGGGAGCGCUUCCGCCGCCGGUGGCCAUCGCUACUGAAAUACUACAGCCAGACAGACAACGUCAAUUGGCUAAAGGAAUAUAAAGCACGGCACAAUGCCGGCUUAGAAACUCGACGAAUUGUAGCAUCGUUCUCCAAAAGAUUCUUCUCAGAACAUGUCCCCUGUGAUGGCUUCAGUGACAUUGAGACUCUUGGGUGCCCGGGUCAUUUUUUUGAGGACGAGUUGAUGUCUAUCCUUAACAUGGAAGGAAGGAAGUGUCUAACCUGGAAGUACUAUGCAAAGAAAAUUCUUUACUUUCUACGACAACAGAAUAUUUUAAAAAAUCUGAAGGCAUAUCUUGAACAACCUGGGGACCAACUGUCAUUUUUGGAAGGUGCUGUUUUAAUUGACCAGUACUGUAAUCCUCUCUCAGACAUCUGUCUAACAAGUGUCCAGGCGCAGGUUGACGAUAUUACAGACAAAGUUCGCAAAGUCCUGCGGACCAAAAACCCUAGGCAUCCAAGCUUGGCUCCAAAGGCAGGAGAGGUCUUGAUUGUUUCUGAUGUGGAGUUUCAAAGGCAGGUACUGGAUGCUAUGAAUUGUGUCCUCUAUGAGCUGUUAAAAUACAAAGGAAAUGAGAUGGAUUACUACAACUCCUUGAAUUCAUUCAUUCACCAGGUUUUAAUCCGUAGGACAGGAAUCCCUAUCAGCUUAUCUGUGCUCUAUUUAACAAUUGCCAGGCAGUUGGGAGUCAGACUUGAGCCAGUCAACUUUCCUAGUCACUUCCUGCUGAGAUGGUGUCAAGGGAAAGAAGGAAGCACAGACAUCUUUGACUACGUGUACAUAGAUGCCUUUGGAAAGGGAAAGCAGCUAACUGUGAAAGAAUGCGAGUACCUGAUUGGCCACCAUGUAACAGAGGAGUUCUAUGGAGUGGUUACUUCAAAGGAGGUCUUGCAGCGUAUGGUGGGAAACCUUUUAAACCUUGGAAAACGGGAAAGCACUGAUCAGUCCUACCAGCUCUUGAGAGACUCCUUGGAUCUGUACCUGGCCAUGUAUCCGGACAAUGUGCAGCAUCUAAUGCUCCAGGCUAGGUUAUACUUCCACCUGGGAAUCUGGCCAGAAAAGGUUCUGGACAUCCUGCAGCAUGUCCAAGCGUUGGAUCCAUCCCAGCAUGGGGCAGUAGGGUAUUUAGUUCAGCAUACCUUAGAGCAUAUUGACCGCCGUAAGGAGGAAGUGGGGCCUGAGGUGAAGCACCGUUCUGAUGAGAAGCACAAAGAGAUCUGCUUUUCUAUUGGGCUGAUCAUGAAACACAAGAGAUAUGGCUAUAACUGUGUCAUCUAUGGCUGGGAUCCCACCUGCAUGAUGGGACAAGAAUGGAUUAGAAAUAUGAAUGUCCAUAGCCUACCUCAUGGCCCCCAUCAACCUUUUUACAAUGUGCUGGUGGAGGAUGGAUCCUGCAUAUACGCUGCUCAAGAGAACCUGGAAUAUAACUUGGAGCCUCAUGAAAUCGCUCACCCUGAUAUUGGCCGUUAUUUUUCAGAGUUUACAGGCACUCAUUACCUGGCAAAUGCAGAGCUGGAGAUUAGAUAUCCUGAGGAUUUGGAACUUUCUUGUGCAACAGUCCAAAAGAUUUACAGCACAGUCAAGGAAUGAGUGUAACUUGAUCACAAGGACAGAAGAAAGUUUAUCACAGCUGCUGCCGUAUCCUCUUUGUGGACAGAAUUAUGGAAGCCAGUUUUCACAAUGAUCUUAAGGCAUAUGCCCUGGGAAUUGCUUCGCACUUUGUAACCUGUGAUAUCGCGUAUGUCUAAUAACCACUCGGUUACCAUCUGCCCACACUAGUCAAUUAAUAUGGAAUGCAUUGGUAUUCCAGACAAGGUAUUCAUUAUCUUGAAGUGACAAUCAAAAUAUGAAGUGUAAUUGUCCCCUUGAGCGCUUGCGUUUACCACCCGUGUGUUUAUGAUCUUUUUUUCAUAUUUAGGAUGUGAGCAUGUUACGACUGUAGCUGAAGUCUGGAAUAAUCCCAUGUUGUGGAUAAGGAUUGAUCAUACUUGCAGUAUUUUUUUACAUAUCUAUUCUGUGUAUGCAGUAGCUUUAAGGUCUCUCUGAAGUUCCACAGUUGUUUGUUUCUUAGUUCUGAUUUUCCUCUUACCCUGAAAAUGAUUAGUGUUGCAAGCAUUCAAAUGCUGAAAUCACUUUUCAGCCUCAGCAAUUUCACUGAAACUUUGUUGAACAAGAAUCAUGAGGCACCAUAUGAUGGUGAGUUCAGCAGUAACUUGAAUGGACUCAUACAUGUAACACUUCCAGCUGUUACAGAUGCACUGUUGAAUCAUUUUAUAGAAAAUAAGAUCCUGGCAAUUUUCUCUCCCCAAGAACUUCUUGUUGGGACCUUGAUUCCUCCCUGUACUUUUUCUUCCAUUAUGUCCCCUUCUGGUGUUAAAUUUGUGAUAUGGUCAUAUAUGUAUUUUUCUACAUGUCUCCUCUUAUCCGAUUGAAACUGUUAAAACUUGUAGUUUGAACCACCAUCUUGUGAUGGCAAACGGCUGUUAUCUAUACUGUCAGAUUGCGAUUGUGCCAUGAAAGCCAGUAGACGCCAGCAUCUGGCAAUCAAUACAUGGAGAACUUAUUUCCUA